CAACAAUCCAUCCAUCUUCUACUUCCCUUUGAUGAUCAACUUCAACUUCAACUGCCAAUUGCUAAAUAUUUGCAUUUUGAAGAAAAGGUUUCUGACUAUUCUUAACAAAAAUGUGAGUUCACAUACACUUCAUUAACUAUAUACUAUAUAGAGCUUUCUUCAAAGGACUCAUCAAAGCAUAGUUUCCACCAGUUAGUUAGUUGUUGAUCUAGUGAUGAGUUCAAAUCAAAGUUCAUUGAAGCAGCUAGCUCUAGCUAUGGUUGCUUGUAAGCUUUUGAGAUGGCAAGUUUAUCUUUCUUCUUCUCACCAACUCAUCAGCAAUAUGCAAGGUUUUACUUGCUUACCCUAAUAAGCAUUCAUAGAAACAAAGUGGGCAGAAGAAAAUCCACUACAUUUCUUAGCUAUUUGUUUUGUUUUGUGUUGCAUCAUGCAUAGCUAGCUAGAAAGAUGAUAACUUGUGUUAAGAGAAAACUUCAGAAUGAGAAGAUCCAUUGCUAUUGUGUUUUCAUGCAUUUCUAGCUAGCUAUACAAAGACAUGGAGAUUGUAGGAACAGAAGUUUGAGGUAAUGGCAACAAUAUAUAGCAUUGUGGUGUUCUAUGUUUAUUUAUUCACAAUGCUGAGCAGUGAAGAUUCUAGACUUUAUUGUAUAUGAUAUUUGGAUUGGGUGUGCAUCAUCAUGGGGUUCUCAGUGAGAGACUUGUUAAUCUAUGGUUUGAACAUGCAACUGUGGUUAUUUUUUCAUGUGAUGGUUCUAUCAUACUUGUGGUCACAAGUUACAAGUCUUGGAUCCAUGUCUUCCAUUGCAAUAUCUUAUGGAGAACAAGGUUCAGUCUUUUGUGGCUUGAAGCUUGAUGGGUCCCAUACUGUUACCUGUUAUGGAUCCAACACAGCCAUAAUCUAUGAAACACCAUCACAUUUCUCAUUCAUUGGUCUAACUGCUGGUGAUGGCUUUAUAUGUGGACUUUUAAUGGAUUCAAACCAACCCUAUUGUUGGGGUAGCAGUGGCUACAUUGAAAUGGGGGUGCCUCAACCAAUGAUCAAGGAAGCUGAAUACAUAGACAUCAGUGCUGGUGAUCACCAUGUAUGUGGAUUGAGGAAGCCAUUAACUGGAAGAUUCAGGAACACUUCAUUUGUUGAUUGUUGGGGUUACAACAUGACUAGGAACUAUGUGUUUGAUGGAAUGUUUCAGUCAAUUUCAGCAGGUUCUGGAUUCAACUGUGGCCUUUUCUCUCAGAAUAGGAGUGUGUUCUGCUGGGGUGAUGAGACUAGUAGCAGGGUCAUUACUUUGAUUCCAGAUGACAAAAGAUUCCAGAGAAUCUCAGCUGGUGGAUACCAUGUUUGUGGAAUAUUGGAAGGUGUGAAGAAUUCAAGAGCUGUUUGUUGGGGAAGAAGCUUGGAUAUAGAAGAAGAAAUCUCAGUUUCAGUGAAACAACAUGCUGGUAGUUAUGGUCAAGGUAAUGUUGAUUUGGCACCAAGUGAUCCAAUGCUAUCUGUUGUUGGAGGAAAGUUUCAUGCAUGUGGAAUCAAGAGCUAUGAUAGGGAAGUGAUUUGUUGGGGAUUCAUCAUCAAACCAAGCACACCACCACCAAGUGGAACCAAGGUGUUUGAGAUUGCUGGUGGUGAUUACUUCUCUUGUGGUGUUCUUGCUGAAAGAUCUCUUAUGCCUGUUUGCUGGGGUGUUGGUUUUCCAAAAACACUACCUUUGGCUGUUUCACCAGGAAUGUGCAAGUCAAAUCCAUGUCCUCCUGGAUUCUAUGAGAUUGAUCUCCAAAAGGGUCUUUGCAAGUCAACAGAUUCAAGAAUUUGCGUUCAUUGCAGCAGUGGUGAUUGUCCUUCUGAGAUGUACCAGAAGAGUUCUUGUGGUGUGAAUUCCGAUAGAAUAUGUGAAUAUAAUUGUUCUUCAUGUUUUUCAUCUAAGUGCUUAUCAAAUUGCUCAUCUUCUAAUUCUGAGAAGAAGAAAAAUGAUGAUAAGUUUUGGGCUUUGCAGUUACCAGUUGUUAUUGCUGAGAUUGCUUUUGCAGUGUUCUUGGUUUGUAUUGUGUCGUUGACUUCAGUUUUGUAUGUUAGAUACAAGCUGAGAGAUUGUGAGUGUUCUUCAGUAAGGUCAAAGGUGAAGAAACUCAAUGGUGGUUCUAACAGCAAGAGCAGGACAAAUUUGGAGGAGUUCAAGAUUAGGAGGGCUCAAAUGUUCACCUAUGAGGAGCUUGAAACUGCAACUAAUGGAUUUAAAGAAGAAUCCAUUGUUGGGAAAGGAAGCUUCUCUUGUGUGUUCAAGGGUGUUCUGAAAGAUGGCACUGUUGUUGCUGUUAAGAGGGCCAUAGUUUCCACAAACAUGCAGAAGAAUUCAAAGGAGUUUCACACAGAACUUGACUUGCUAUCAAGGUUGAACCAUGCACAUUUGCUGAACCUAUUAGGAUAUUGUGAAGAAGGAAACGAAAGGCUUCUUGUCUAUGAGUUCAUGGCCCAUGGUUCCUUGCAUCAACACCUUCAUGGACCAAAUAAGGUGUUAAAGGAGCAGCUAGAUUGGAUAAGGAGAGUAACAAUUGCAGUCCAAGCAGCAAGAGGAAUUGAGUACUUGCAUGGAUAUGCAUGUCCACCAGUGAUUCACAGAGACAUAAAAUCAUCAAACAUUCUUAUUGAUGAAGAACACAAUGCAAGAGUUGCUGAUUUUGGCUUGUCAUUGUUAGGCCCUGCAGACAGUGGUUCACCACUUGCUGAAUUACCAGCUGGUACUCUUGGUUAUCUUGAUCCAGAGUACUAUCGGCUUCACUACCUCACUACAAAAUCUGAUGUAUAUAGCUUUGGUGUUCUGUUAUUGGAGAUUCUAAGUGGUAGAAAAGCCAUUGACAUGCAAUAUGAAGAAGGGAACAUUGUUGAAUGGGCAGUGCCGUUGAUCAAGUCAGGUGACAUAGCUGCAAUAUUAGACCCAGUUUUGAAACCUCCUAGUGAUCUUGAGGCCUUGAAAAGGAUUGCAAAUGUGGCAUGCAAAUGUGUGAGGAUGAGAGGGAAAGAAAGACCUUCAAUGGACAAAGUAACAACAGCAUUGGAAAGAGGGUUAGCAAUGCUAAUGGGAAGUCCUUGCAUUGAGCAACCAAUUUUGCCAACUGAGGUUGUUUUGGGAAGCAAUAGGUUGCACAAGAAAUCAUCACAAAGAUCAUCAAAUAGAUCAGCUUCUGAGACCACUGAGGUAGCAGAAACUGAGGAUCAAAGGAUUGAGUUCAGGGCACCAUCAUGGAUAACAUUCCCAAGUGUUACAUCUUCUCAGAGGAGGAAGUCUUCAGUGUCAGAUGCUGAUGUUGAAGGAGGGAAGAACAACAACAAUAACAUUAGUAAUAAUGCAGAAGUGAAUAAGAAUUUGGGAAAUGUUGUUGGUGUUGGUGGUGAUGGUUUGAAGAGUCUUGAGGAAGAGAUUGGACCUGCUUCUCCUAGAGAGAGGUUAUUCUUGCAACAUAACUUCUAAGUUCUAACCAACCAUAUAUAUCUUCUUGGAGGAAACUUUUAAUUUGGUUUCAUUUCUUAGAUGAUCUUGUUCUUUGUAUUUGUUUAGAUACUUGUUGGGGAAGAUGAAAAUGUGUAUGGAAAGAAAAACUGAGUUAAUUUUGCUAGAGAACAAAGUGAU
Molecule: messenger RNA, 3620 nt
Organism: Arachis duranensis
Lineage: Eukaryota; Viridiplantae; Streptophyta; Magnoliopsida; Fabales; Fabaceae
Product: serine/threonine-protein kinase-like protein ACR4
Exons: 3
Coding region: 678-3461 (927 amino acids)
Biological process (GO): protein phosphorylation
Molecular function (GO): ATP binding; protein binding; protein kinase activity
Source: RefSeq, a predicted model, not a curated record